AUUAAAGUUUGCUCGGGUUAAUGGCAACCUGCACUGAGAUUCAAAGUUGAAGUGUUGGAAAAUGCAUACCUUACUCUGUAAUGUGUGUUGGACUGGGUCUGAUUUAAUUAAUAAACUGUAAACCCGAAGCAUAAAAAUAUUAAAUGUAUGAAUACCAGGAGAAGGUUGCUCUGAGGAAAUUCAACACGCAUAACAAACCGAUUUCGCCCCCCACAUUUGUGAAGAUGCAGUAUUUGUACGUUGUACUUCAAAGGGGAUUAUUAAGUGUUCAGUCUAUUCUGUACUCGCGAUUUAACAACCAAAAUAAAUUAUAUAAUCUGCCUCACGAUCGGCAUACAAGAUUAAAAAAUCUAAAAUCAGACAUGAAGACGAUCACCUAGACGGAAUGGAGCGUUCACAUUGCAGUCAUACUGUCGAUCGGUUCCUCAACUCGUUAAAAUGGUUGUUUUUUAAAUAAAAGUGAAAAGGCUUGCGUGCGUCAAAGUGAUGAACAUGACCGAGUGUUUGCAUUCCGUUUGCAUUAAUCCGAGUUUCGUGCUUCCUUCGCUCAACCUUAUUUUGCGGAGAAAUACCCCGCUGCUCGGGCUCCCACAUCCAGCAACGUCUGCCCCCUAAAACCCAGUGACAUCAGCGGGCAGGAACCAGUAGGAAACUGGGCCAGAGGAGAUGGGGGCUGGAAACUAGGUGCGCGGUCCCGUCCGAGGCUGGGCUUCAAAAUACUUAUCAAUGGGAGCGGAGAGGUGCCACUGCAAUUAGGAUUUUAUACGGGAGGUCCGCAAAGAGAUGCGCUCUUUGGUAACACCGGGGAAUAUUUUUAUUUUGAUUUCUCCUUUUUGCCUUUUUUAACUUUCAAAAUGAACUUUACCCAGAAGUUUGAAAACUAGCGAAGAAAAGGCGCAUUAUUCGGGUAACUGGUUGCCCGUAUUUAUAAUCAUUUUGACAGAAGCUUUUUAACAUUUCAUAACUUUUGAACCUUCUCUUGCUCCGUUUUCUCUCUUUUUUCCACAGUCUCUCAGUUUCAAUGGUGCUGAAGCAACAGAUCACCAGUGGAAAUUAUCGUCAGUUUUCAGAGUUCUAUCAGAAGUUGCUCAGCUGCAAUAAGCUAAUUUGACUCAUUCAUGCGCAUCAAUUAGGUGGCGUCCAGUUUUCACCUAUCAGCGGGAAUUAAGGGACUUUACAAGGUCACCGACCACCGUCGGAUUUUUUUGUAUUUUGAUUUGCGAGACGUUUCUUUGUUAAAGUUUCCCUUCGGCGGACGGGCGGGAUGAUGCUGCCGGACGCGCAGGCUGCACGCUGGCCGGCGAUGCUUGCGUGCGGGCUGCUGCUGCUCGGCAUCGCCGUGGACGGAUGCCCGCACAAGUGCAGCUGCUCGGGUCCCCAUGUGCAGUGCCAGACUCAGGGCUUUAGGAGCGUACCCAAGGGGAUCUCCAGGAGCGCCGAGAGGCUGGACCUGGACAGGAAUAACAUUACCCGGAUUACCAAAGUGGACUUCUCCGGCAUGAAAAACCUGCGUGUUCUGCACCUGGAGGAUAACCAGAUCAGUGUGAUCGAGAGGGGAGCCUUCCAGGACCUGAAGCAGCUCGAGAGGCUGCGUUUGAACCGGAACAAGAUGCAGGUUCUUCCGGAGCUUCUCUUCCAGUCUACGCCCAAACUGGGCCGCCUGGACCUGAGCGAGAACCAGAUCCAGGCCAUUCCUCGCAAAGCCUUCCGGGGGAUCACUGCUGUCAAGAACCUGCAAAUGGACAGCAACCACAUCAGCUGCAUUGAGGAUGGAGCCUUCCGCGCCCUCCGCGACCUCGAGAUUCUCACCCUCAACAACAACAACAUUUCCCUCAUUCCACUGUCCAGCUUCAACCAUAUGCCCAAGCUGCGGACUCUGCGUCUGCACUCCAACAACCUGCACUGUGACUGCCACUUGGCCUGGCUCUCCGACUGGCUCCGGCAGAGGAGAAGCCUGGCACCGUUCACCCAGUGCAUGACCCCCGCCAACAUGAGAGGUCUCAACGUGCCCGAUGUGCAGAAGAAGGACUUUGUGUGCACAGGCCCUACCCAAGCAGAACCUCGCACCUGCGCACCUCAGGCCUCGGUCUGCCCGGCGGCCUGCACCUGCAACAACAACAUCAUCGACUGCCGUAGGAAGGGCCUUACAGAGAUCCCUGCUAACCUUCCCGAGGGCAUUGUGGAGAUUCGCUUGGAGCAGAACCUGAUCAAGAGCAUCCCUGCCGGGGCCUUCUCUCUCUACAAGAAGCUGAAGAGAAUAGACCUGAGCAAGAACCAGAUUUCCGACAUUGCAGCUGAUGCCUUCAGUGGCCUGCGGUCCCUCACCUCACUGGUCCUGUAUGGGAACAAGAUCACCGACAUCCCCAAGGGACUCUUUGAUGGGCUGGUGUCCCUGCAGCUCCUGCUGCUCAAUGCCAACAAGAUCACCUGCCUGCGAGUGAACACCUUCCAGGACCUCCAGAACCUCAACCUCCUCUCACUGUACGACAACAAGCUGCAGACCAUCAGCAAAGGCCUCUUUGCACCCCUGCGGUCCAUCAAGACCCUACAUUUGGCCCAGAACCCCUUCAUGUGUGACUGCCACCUGAAGUGGCUGGCCGACUUCCUGUUCGACAAUCCCAUCGAGACCAGCGGCGCCCGCUGCUCGCACCCGCGCCGCCUGGCCAACAAGCGCAUCAGCCAGGUGAAGAGCAAGAAGUUCCGCUGCUCAGGCUCAGAGGACUACCGGAGUCGGCUAAGUGGGGACUGCUUCCAGGACCUGGUGUGCCCUGACCGCUGCCGCUGCGAGGGCACGGUGGUGGACUGCUCCAACCUCAAGCUCACGCAUGUCCCUGCCCACCUGCCAGACCACACCACUGACCUGCGCCUGAAUGACAAUGACAUCGCCGUCCUGGAAGCCACGGGGACCUUCAAGAAGCUUCCAAACCUGCGCAAAAUCAACCUGAGCAACAACAAACUGCGUGACAUCCGAGAGGGGGCCUUCGAGGGGGCAGGCAGCAUCCAGGACCUUUUGCUGACGGGGAACCGGCUACAAAGUGUGCAUGGGCGCAUGUUCAAGGGCCUCACAGGCCUAAAGACACUGAUGCUGAGGAGUAACCUGAUUAGCUGUGUGGAUAACAGCACCUUCACUGGGCUGAGCUCUGUGCGUCUGCUCUCCCUGUAUGACAACCGCAUCACCAGUGUGGCCCCGGGGGCCUUCAGCACGCUGCACUCGCUCUCCACCAUCAACCUGCUGUCCAACCCCUACGUGUGUGACUGUCACCUGGCCUGGCUCGGAGCCUGGCUGAAGAAGACGCGGGUGGUGAGCGGAAACCCUCGCUGCCAGAAACCUGCCUUCCUGAAGGAGAUUCCCAUCCAGGACGUGGCGGGACCUGACUUCACCUGCGACGGUACGGAGGAGAGCAGCUGCCAGCCGGCCCCGCGGUGCCCAGAGUCGUGCGCAUGUUCGGACACAGUGGUGCGCUGCGGCAACCGGGCGCUGCGCUCGCUGCCCAAGGGCAUUCCCAAGGACGCGACGGAGCUAUACCUGGAAGGGAAUCUGUUGACCUCAGUGCCCAAGGAGCUGUCGAGCCUCAAGCAUCUGACUCUCAUAGACCUGAGCAACAACAGCAUCAGCUCGCUCGCUCCACUGACCUUCAGCAACAUGACUCAGCUCUCCACGCUCAUCCUCAGCUACAACCAGAUCCGCUGCAUCCCGGUGCAGGCCUUCGAUGGACUGCGCUCCUUACGCCUCCUAACCCUCCAUGGGAACGACCUUUCGACCAUCCCGGAGGGAGCCUUCAACCACUUGACGUCUUUAUCCCACUUGGCCCUGGGCGCGAACCCGCUGUACUGUAACUGUGACCUGCGCUGGCUCUCCCAGUGGGUCAAGGCGGGCUUCAAGGAGCCAGGCAUCGCCCGCUGCACCGGGCCCCCCGACAUGGCCGACCGCCUUCUGCUCACCACCCCCCUCAACCGCUUCCAGUGCAAAGGCCCCGUGGAUUUGAACCUGAUGUCCAAGUGCUCCCCCUGCCUGGCCUUGCCCUGUCAGCACAAUGGCACCUGUGUGGGCGACCCCUCAGGCUCAUACCAGUGCACCUGCCCCUUCGGAUACAAGGGCCGUAACUGUGAGGUAGCCAUCAAUGCCUGCAUCAGCUUCCCCUGCCUCAGUGGCGGGACCUGCCACGUGAUGCCAGGCCAGGAGGACCAGUUCAGCUGCGUGUGCCCGCCUGGGUUCGAGGGCCAACGCUGUGAGAUCAAUCCCGACGACUGCGAGGACAAUGACUGCGAGAACAACUCCACCUGCGUGGAUGGCAUCGACAACUACACCUGCGUCUGCCCCCCCAACUAUGCAGGUGACCUGUGUGAUGAGGUCAUCGAUCAUUGUGCCCCCGGUUUUGACCCCUGUCAGCACGACGCCAAAUGCAGCACCCUAGCCAAAGGCUACAGGUGUGAGUGUCCCCCGGGCUACGUGGGUCAGAACUGCGAGCAGGACUACAACGACUGCCUGGAGAACAAGUGCCAGCACGGGGCGCAGUGUGUCGACGCCGUCAACGGCUACACCUGCAUCUGUAAGGAGGACUUCAGCGGGCUGUUCUGUGAGGUCCCACCUCCCAUGAUCCUCCUGCAGACCAGCCCAUGUGACCAAUUAGACUGCCAGAAUGGGGCGCCGUGCCUGCUGGUUGCUGAGGAGCCCCUGUGCCGCUGCCUGCCCGGAUUCUUCGGCAGCAAGUGUCGCAAGAUGGCCGCCGUGCACUUCCUGGGCAAGGACGCCUACGUGGAGCUGCCGGGUGCCAAGCCCCGCCCUACUGCUCAGAUCUCGCUCCAGGUCGUCACGGACACAGACAACGCGAUCCUGCUGUACAAAGCGGACCAGGACCCUCUGGCUCUGGAGCUGUACCAGGGCCACGUGCGCCUCGUGUACUACAUCUCUGGCUAUCCGCCCACAACUGUGUACAGUGACGAGACCGUAAACGACAGCCUCCUCCAUACAGUCGAGCUUCUCAUGCAGAACCACACCUUAGUUCUGGUGGUGGACAACGGCGCCCCCAAGAGCCUGGGAAAGCUGUCGCGACAGCCCUCAAUCGACCACAACACGCACCUGUAUGUCGGAGGUGCGCCACCUAUGGUGGGGGCUCCAGCUCUGCGGCAAAGCGGCUCCCACGCCUUCAGAGGCUGCAUCCUGGAUGUAAGAGUGAAUGGCGAGCUGCAGGACCUGGGCGCCGGCCGCCGGGGGAGGCAGGAUGUGCAGUCAGGCUGCCACUUAUGCAGCGUGUGCGGGCAUGGGACCUGCCAUCAGCGGGGAGACACCGGGGUGACCUGCGAGUGCCCGGCUGGCCGUGGCGGACUCCUCUGCGACCACAAUAAUGAGCCCAGUCCCUGUCUGGCCAGCAGGUGUGUGCACGGCACCUGUGUGCCCAAAGGCUCCUCCUAUAGCUGCAAAUGCUCCGAGGGCUACUCCGGCCAAUACUGCGACCGCAGGGAGGAGCCUGCAGCCUGUAGGGGGCGCCAGUGUGGGCAUGGCGAGUGUCAGCUAACGGAUGGUGGUGAGCCAACGUGCCGCUGUCAGUCGGGCUACACGGGCCCCACCUGCGAGACGGAGCUGGCCUGUCAGGGUGAGAUGUUCCGUGACGUGCUGAAGCGACACAUGGGCCACAAGACCUGCACCUCCACCAGCAAGGUUCCCCGCGUGGAAUGCUCCCGGGCCUGCCAGGGUGGGCUGUGCUGCGCCCCCGUCAAGAUCCGCCGGCGGAAAGUGGUCUUCAAAUGCAGCGACGGGUCCUCGUUCUCUGAGGAGCUGGAAUCCCCUGUGGAAUGCGGCUGCACAAAGUGCCUGUUGUAAACCCCCAGGGGGCACAGAAAGGACAUGGCGUGAGGGCCAAAGAAAUAUAUUGUAAAAUAAAACAAAUAGAACUUAUUUUUAUUAAGGGAUUUUUAAGAGACUUGUUUUUUAAAAAAAAAUAUGUGGGGUAUAUGUGUCAUGAGGCUUUAUUACAUACCGUAAAUAAAUAAACCAACAAAACAGAUUAGCAUUUCUGAAAUUAUAUAAAUUUAUAUGUGUGUGUGUGUAUGUGUAUAAAUCUAUAUAAAUGUGUAACCUAACCUGAGGAUCGGACCUGCUCUGUACUGCAUGUCUUUGUGAGUGUUGGAAAAGAAGCUUUGGGACACUGAGGUGCAAGUGAGGAGUUUCGUUCCGCUGAAAGAGGAGGGAUCUGAGGGGGCAGGAAGUGCCCUCCCCCCCACAAGACUAUCAAGACAGUCAAGCUCUCACCCUCAGUGUUGGAAGCAAAAUAAGAAAAAAAAAAUGAACUGGACCACAUUUUAGCAAAGUUUAUAAUGGACCUCAGACUUACAGGGCCACUUAUUGGUCUGGACUCUCUCCUCAGAAGCUGAGAAAUGUGAUUUUUUUUUUUAUGGGGAGGUGCACGUCUCCGGAGCACAUACCCAGACAUCGUCUUCCUCCUGGUCUUCCUCCGAACCCCCGGUAAAUGCCCCCCACUGUUCCCCUGUGAGCCCCUCAGCAGCUGCCCCACGCAUCCUACGGGGGAGGGCAGAAUGUGAACUUCAAUCUCUGAAUGACGGGUGAAGUGUUUGUGCCGUGGGGGUCCUGAGGACGGCAGCUGCCCCCCACCCCCCAAUUGCUCACGUUUUUGAUGGUUAGGAUGUGGUACUGCUGUUUGACAGUUCAGUGUUGGUUCGUACCAUUCUUGUCCCUCACUAUGUUAACUAUUAAACAAGCAUAUGAAGCCUGUUACUACUGUAAUGUUUACCUUAUACCUGUUCCUUAUAUAUUUUCCACAGGAAGUGCGGUCAGUGUGCCCUACGCCCAUGAGAUGUUAGUUACUUAAGUAGUGUGAAUGUUCUCAGAAGACCUCCUAAUCACAGUACUGGGCCUCGGGCCCAACACGGCUCUGGACUCAAGAACAAUCUACAUAGUUAAUGAGCUUCCUAAUGGCUUGAAGAUACUUUAUAUUAAAACUUUUAAUGUCUAUUAUGGUGUGACUAAUAAAAGUUCUGUCUUCCAGACAUAGAUAUUUUCUGGUAAAAUAUGAAAACGAGUGUUGUGUACUUAUACUAAAUGUUGAAUUAAAUCCUAUUGGAAUUGAA
This is a messenger RNA of Paramormyrops kingsleyae, 7086 nucleotides long. RefSeq names its product slit homolog 3 (Drosophila) (gene slit3). Gene Ontology annotation, molecular function: Roundabout binding; calcium ion binding; heparin binding. The record is from RefSeq and is a predicted model, not a curated record. NCBI's taxonomy places the organism in Eukaryota, Metazoa, Chordata, Actinopteri, Osteoglossiformes, Mormyridae. Gene Ontology annotation, biological process: axon guidance; negative chemotaxis.